AUGGCCAAUAAUGAUUCUAAUUUGCAGGACAGCCACGAUGGCAAUCCUCCUAUCUUUACGACUACAAACUUUACGCGGCAUCACAACAACGUUGGCGGAUCUAUUCAUAUCACCAUUCAGAUCCACGUUCAACCAGAAAAACAUCACGAAAACUAUGGUCAAAUUGAUAAUCAGUCGACAUCAAAACGUGAAGACGAAGCACCAUCAUCAGGACUGAAUCAUAACGAUCUCGAAAGCCACGCCAUUCGCAGUUAUCAUACAUUGCCCAGAUGUUUACGUUCAAGGUCGAAUCAGUUAAGUGAUGGACUAAAUUAUAAGAUGAGGAAAAGUAAUCAUGAAAAGGUUUCAGUCGACGAGAGUAAAACAGAUACUCAAACUUGUGAAUCGAAACUUCCUUUUAAGGAUGUUGCAAUGAGUAGCAAUACCGAAAGGCUAUUAUUCCAUAAUGAUACUAAGUUAUCUGAGGCUCAACAAACCCAAAAAGACACUAUGCAAUCGAUCAGCUUACCUCCCAUAAUAUCAGCUAACAACAUCGAUGGUGUCAUUACAACGACUAAUCCGUCAUCAUUAGGAACUCGAAACAAACAAUUCAGCCAGAAGACAAUUUCUAAUUCACCCUCAUUUCGAAAAUUGGCAAAUAACAAAACGCUCUAUGAUAACGAAGAAUUGCCCAAUCCCGAUACUAUCAUUGAGUUUUCAACUAGAUCAAAAGAAAUACCUAUACCUCCUCCAUUGCCACCUGAUACCACCUCGUCUAACAUAAAUCUAUAUCCGAACGAGAAUACCUUCCAACCUCCAUCACUACCUCCUCAGCCACCACCUCCUCCACCUCCGCCUCCACCACUACCUCCUCCACCUCCGCCUCCACCACUACCUCCUCAGCCACCACCUCCUCCACCUCCACCACUACAGCCACAACAACACAAAUCCUUAUCAAAAGUAUCAGCUGGAUUAACUAUUCCUCCACCUCCAUUACCACAAAUUGGAAUGCAUUCAAGGCCUGCUGGAGACUUAUCGCAGCAACAUCAACGCUGUACACAGGUUCCUCAACCUAUAACACUGAAACCAAUAUUUUGGAAAAAAAUUAGAAUUCCGUGCCCAAGUCUAAGUUCUCAAACUGACCGAACUGUAUGGCAAAUUUUACCUGAAAUUACAGUAGAUGAUACAGAAUUGUGUAUUCUAUUCCCAUCACGGACUAAACCUUUAAGUAAAACCAGAAAGAUAAAUCGACAACCUAUAAAACCGUCAAGAGCAAAGUAUCUUGACCAUAAAAGAUCGCAAUCUAUCGGAAUAUUUAUGAAGACAUUACGCUAUAGUCUCGCUGAAAUUAGGCAAGCGAUUUUGAAUCUCAACAUUAACAUUUUACCCGAAGAUCUGUAUCAGACACUAUACCGAUUGCGUCCAACAUUAGAAGAAAUCAAUAAAAUUAAACAACAUAUGAAAAAAUCGCCGCAACAACCGCUAGAUGAACCAGAAGAAUUUAUCAUGAAAUUGUCUGAAAUUCCAUUUCUCAACGAGCGGCUUGCUUAUAUAUGUUAUGCUACAAGCUUUGAUGACAACUUAACGAUGAUUAAGGAAAUGUUGAAACUUUGCCAGAGUGUGUGCAAGGAAUUACGUGAAAGUCUUGGUCUUCGGAAAUUAUUGUCUGUUGUAAGAACUAUUGGAAAUCGCAUGAAUUUAGGCAAUUUACAAAGAGGAAAUGCAGAUGGUUUUGAUGUUGCAAUUUUAACCAAGUUGAAGGAUAUCCGUAGUCAGGAAUUUCAGUUGUCAUUACCAGAUAUAAAUCUGCUAUCGAAAGCGUCUCAGUUAGAUUUCGAUGUCAUUAAUGAGUUACUAAAUAAAUUAGAUACAGAAUUUAAAGAUUGCGAGCAAGGGGCUAAGCAUAUUCUAUCUGAGAUUUCCUCUUCCUCUCCUGUUCAUAAUCAGUUGCACAAGUUUAUUAAAAGAGCUGAGAAAGAAAUGAAGAUAUUGCAUGAUUCCCGAAAAGUAGCUAUAAAAGCAUACCAAGAUCUAUUAUACUUUUAUUACGCGAAAGAAUAUCAAAUCAACGAGUACAGUAUCAAAGACUUUACGUCAAUAUUUUGUCAGUUGAUGACUCAAAUUCGAAACUGUCGAUAUUGA
This is a messenger RNA of Trichoplax adhaerens, 2121 nucleotides long. RefSeq lists its product as uncharacterized. Gene Ontology annotation, molecular function: actin filament binding. The record is from RefSeq and is a predicted model, not a curated record. Bases 1 to 2121 code for a protein of 706 amino acids. Gene Ontology annotation, cellular component: cytoskeleton; cytoplasm. Gene Ontology annotation, biological process: actin filament network formation; cortical actin cytoskeleton organization. Lineage: Eukaryota; Metazoa; Placozoa; Uniplacotomia; Trichoplacea; Trichoplacidae. The transcript has 18 exons.